AUGGCUUACGUCGGACACACACCUCCUGGCUGGCUGGGAAACCUGUCCGAGGAGCAGGAGGCGAAGCUCCAGCAGAUGUGGAAUGUCGUCCUCGUCCUGCUGGAUGCUGCUUCGCUGGGCGCCCCCGACCAGCCCACUGAAAUCCAGAGCGGCGACACCGGAAAGGCGCCUUCGACUUUGACCAGAACCGACACCUUGGUCUCAGCAAAUGGGAAGAGUGCCUUCACUGCGCACCUAUCACAAAUCCUCAAAGAGACCGGCUUGAACACCAACGAAAUCAAGUCCAUCAAGGAUAUUCUGAAUGAUACUACCGCCGAGGAGCUGCGCGAAGGCCUGAUGAGCACCGCCAAGAACGACCACCCAGAUGGGCUGUUGCUGCGCUUCCUCCGUGCGCGCAAGUUCGACGUUGCCAAGUCUUUCGACAUGAUGCUGCGGUCGAUGCUAUGGCGGAUGAAGCAGGUCCGGGUCGAAGAGAAGGUCCUGCUGAACUCUGAGCUGCAGGCUCUGCAAGAGACCAAGGAUAAGUCCAAGCCCCACGAGGCCAAGGAGGCUGAGGGCUUCCUUUCCCAAAUGCGCAUGGGCAAAUGCUACCAGCACGGCCAUGAUAAGCAGGGCCGUCCUCUUGGCUAUGUGCGUGUGAAACUGCACAAGCCCUCUGCACAGAGCAACGAGGUCAUCAACCGGUUUAUCCUCCACAUUAUCGAAUCUACUCGCUUGUUGCUUGUGCCCCCGGUUGACACAGUGACCAUCGUCUUUGAUAUGACCGGGUUCGGCUUGUCCAACAUGGAAUACGCCCCCGUCAAGUUCAUCAUCGAAUGUUUCCAAGACAACUACCCCGAGUCCCUCGGAAACAUGCUCAUCCACAACGCCCCCUGGGUCUUCUCCGGAAUCUGGAAGGUCAUCAAGGGCUGGAUGGACCCCGUCAUCGUCUCAAAGGUCCACUUCACAUACAGCGCCAAAGACCUCGGCAAAUUCAUCGACAUGGACAAGCUCCCCAAGGAAAUCGGCGGCAACGAAGACUGGACCUACAAAUACGUCGAGCCCGUCGAGGGCGAGAACGCCCUGAUGGAAGACACAGCUACCAGGGACGCCCUACAGGGCGAGCGCCUGAAGAUCGGCGAGGAACUGCUCCAGUCGACGUCCCAAUGGAUCAAGGCUGGCGGAGAGAAGAAUAAGGAUGAAGAGAAGGCUGUUCAGAAGCAGCGCGACGAACAAAUUGAACGGCUGCGCGUGAACUAUUGGAAGAUUGACCCCUACACCCGUGGCCGGAAUACGUUGGACCGCACGAAUGUUAUCCAGUCCGGUGGGAAGGUGGACUUUUAUCCUACUGAGGAGUCUGUCCCGCCUGUUGCGGAGCUGAAGGCGUUGGAUAUUGAGCAUGUUGAGAGGACGGAGGUCAAGGUUGCGAGUGCAUAG
Messenger RNA from Aspergillus versicolor CBS 583.65, 1416 nucleotides. Its product is annotated as CRAL-TRIO domain-containing protein. The transcript is spliced from 4 exons. Lineage: Eukaryota; Fungi; Ascomycota; Eurotiomycetes; Eurotiales; Aspergillaceae. Bases 1 to 1416 code for a protein of 471 amino acids. The record is from RefSeq and is a predicted model, not a curated record.